GUGGUGGAAAUCUCCGUAAACCUUGAUGCAAGCUUUUAAACCGUUUACUAUUAAAUCAGUACUUCGUGUGUUGUGGAUCUGUACUGUAGUGCCGGCGGGAGAUUCCAGCUUGAAAAACAAGUGCAAACUGCACGUGUUCGUCCAGUCAUAGUAAUAAAGUUCUGAAUGCUAAUCGCCAAUUUUUGCUCGCUGCAUUUAACUACUUACAUUUAACAAAAUGGCUACUUUUGGUGCCCUUGACUAUGGAAUUGUUGCGAUUGUGCUGAUUGCAUCGGCCGCCAUCGGUAUCUACUAUCGUGUGACGGGCGGAAAGCAGAAAACCACUAAGGAAUACCUUCUCGCCGGUCGCCAAAUGUCAAUUCUACCCGUCGCCUUCAGCCUGAUGACUAGUUUCAUGUCCGCCGUCACUCUGUUGGGUGUGUCGAUGGAAAACUAUCAAUACGGCACUAUGUUUGUGUUCAUCAAUAUCUCGUACAUCUUGUCCACACCUGCCGCUGCCUACCUCAUUCUUCCAGUGUUUUAUCGCCUGAAGACUGCAUCUGUCUACGAAUAUUUGGAAUUGCGUUUUGGCUACGCCACACGACUGUGUGCCUCGCUCGCCUUCACCGUUCAAAUGACGCUCUAUAUGGGCAUUGUGUUGUAUGCACCAGCUCUAGCACUUGAAGCCGUAACAGGUCUGAAUCAGAAUUUCUCCGUAAUUGUCGUAGGUGUCGUAUGCACAUUCUAUGCCACCUUGGGCGGCAUGAAGGCGGUGCUUAUCACAGAUAUCUUCCAGUCGCUGUUGAUGUUUGUGUCCGUGUUUAGUGUCAUAAUUUGUGCCACCAUCAAAGCGGGAAGUUGGGGUGAGAUCUGGCGCGUUGCAAACGAAGGUGGUCGCAUUAAUUUCUCGGAUUUCCGUGUCGAUCCAACAGUACGUCAUACAAUUUGGACACAAAUGAUUGGUGGCAUUGGCACAUAUCUAUCCUUGUACGGUGUUAAUCAGACACAGGUCCAGCGAUUGUUGUCGGUGCGAAAUCUAAAAUCAUCGCAAGCCUCUUUAUGGUGGAAUUUACCGAUUUUGAUACUUUUAAGUUUCAGCACCUGUUUUUCUGGACUGUGCAUAUACUACUACUAUAAAGACUGUGAUCCAUUAUUGCAGGGUCGUAUCUCCUCACGUGAUCAACUGAUGCCACUUUUUGUUGUAGAUACAAUGGGACACAUACCCGGGUUGUCGGGUUUAUUUGUUGCGGGUAUAUUUUCGGCAAGUUUGUCGACAAUUUCAUCGGCUAUUUCCUCAUUGGCUGCCGUGACAGUCGAAGAUUAUUUAAAACCAUUGAUACUUUGGAAAACCAAACAACCGCUCAGUGAUUCAAGAAGCACAUGGUUUUCGAAAUUCUUUAAUCUGGUUUAUGGCGCUGCAUGUAUUGGUCUGGCCUUUGUAGCAGGUUCGCUUACUGGCGUUCUACAGGCUGCACUUUCCAUUUUUGGAAUUGUGGGCGGCCCGCUACUGGGUCUAUUCACGCUCGGCAUGUACUUCACUUCCGUUAAUCAAAAGGGGGCCAUAACGGGUCUGCUCAGCAGCUUAGCAUUUUGCUUUUGGGUGGGUUUCGGCCAACCCAGACCUGUGCCGUUAACCUUGGAAUUCUCCACCGAAGGCUGUCCGGCGAUGCCACCAACAUCACAUGUCAGCGAAAUCUUCACAAAUCGACUAACAACGGCGGAAACAGAGGAACCGCAUUAUUUCUAUCUCUAUCGAAUCUCAUAUAUGUGGUAUUCAAUUAUUGGUUUUCUCGUCACGUUGUUCAUGGGCUUGGUAUGUUCCUGGCUGUACGCCAAGCUGGGCUGGGAUUCGAACGCACACAUCUACACUGACAGCUCGUGCACGACAAUCAAAUACGAUCUCUUCGUCCCGCCAUUAGCAAGGCGGUUGCGCAACCGACAAGUGCCUCUUGUAGUGGUGACAGGCACCAGCUCUGAAAUCGGUGGUGGGUCGGCGACGCCCAGCAACUUGGACGAUGAGACGCCAGCGACAAGAGUUGACACAGAUGCAACAGACCUUAGCAUGCACAGCCUGGAGGGCAGUGAUAAGAAUGAGAAACGAGUUGGACAAAAUGGCAACAAACAACACGUAGCCACCAUAUCUUAAAAUAAACCCAACAGAAUGUAUCCGUGUGUGAUUUAUUUGUUUUCAUUAGUAUUGAUAAGGGCGAAGCAAUUGUUAACGUAUGCAAUUUGUUUCAAUAAAUCGAUCAGAUAGUUGUA
Zeugodacus cucurbitae (melon fly) is the source of this 2241-nucleotide messenger RNA. Its product is annotated as putative sodium-dependent multivitamin transporter. NCBI's taxonomy places the organism in Eukaryota, Metazoa, Arthropoda, Insecta, Diptera, Tephritidae. Gene Ontology annotation, molecular function: symporter activity. The record is from RefSeq and is a predicted model, not a curated record. Gene Ontology annotation, biological process: transmembrane transport; sodium ion transport. Gene Ontology annotation, cellular component: membrane. The transcript has a single exon. Bases 218 to 2125 code for a protein of 635 amino acids.